UGGAGUGUGAACCACACUUUAUGUAUGGCGUUAUGUCUUUAUUUUGCUUUGCUUAUGUAUAGUAUAAAGAUGUCUUGCACUGAUAACAAACAAUCUACAAAGUGUUUUGAAGCUCAAGGAAGGAAGUACAGAAAUGCUUAAUGCACCCUGUGCCUAACAACUCAGGCAUCUGAAUUAAAAAAAUAAACCUCACACAGAAAAAAAUAUAUUGGACUCUUUCACGGAGGAAGGAAAAUCCCAACCUAGCUGAAGUCAAACAAGCAGCUUUUAAAUACUUCAUUCUCAUCUUCAAAGAAAGCCAGCCAGCGCAAUGUCUCUGAUGUUUUCCUGCUCCAACAUCACAUCUGUCAGCAAAAAGGACAAAAGACUAAUGGCCGAGGUCAACGCCUCCCCUCUUAAGCACUUUGUCACUGCCAAGAAGAAGAUCAAUGGCAUCUUUGAACAGCUUGCUGCUUACAUUAAGGAAAGCUCCACUUUUCUAGAAGAAACUUACAAAAAUGAAGAGCUGGACCCAGUCACAACAGAGGAGCAAGUUUUAGAGGUGAAAGGGUUCUUGUCUAAUGUGGCAGGUAUUGCGGAGGUCUUAGCAAGACGGCACAUGAAAGUGGCUUUUUUUGGCAGGACAAGCAAUGGCAAAAGCUCAGUGAUUAAUGCAAUGUUAUGGGACAAAGUUCUCCCAUCUGGAAUUGGGCACACGACUAACUGCUUCCUGCGAGUGGAGGGGACAGAUGGAAGGGAAUCGUAUCUUCUGACAGAGGGUUCUGAAGAGAAAAAGAGCAUCAAAACAGUAAAUCAGCUGGCUCACGCCCUCCAUCAGGAUGAAAAUCUGAAUGCUGGCAGCUUAGUGUGUGUAAUGUGGCCAAAAGCAAAGUGUGCUUUGUUGAGAGAUGAUCUAGUUCUGGUUGACAGUCCUGGCAUUGAUGUAACUACAGAGCUAGAUAGCUGGAUUGAUAAAUUUUGUCUUGAUGCUGAUGUUUUUGUACUGGUGGCAAACUCUGAAUCAACACUGAUGCAGACGGAGAAACAGUUCUUCCACAAGGUGAAUGACCGCUUGUCCCGGCCAAAUAUCUUCAUCUUGAACAACAGAUGGGAUGCGUCAGCAUCAGAGCCAGAGUAUAUGGAUGAAGUGCGGCGGCAACACAUGGACCGUUGUAGUAGCUUCUUGGUGGAUGAGCUUGGUGUGGUGGACAGAGCUCAAGCCAGUGAUCGAAUCUUCUUUGUGUCGGCAAAAGAGGUACUGCAGGCAAGGAUUCAGAAAGCACAAGGGAUGCCAGAAGCAGGUGGUGCAUUAGCUGAAGGCUUUCAAGCAAGAAUGUUUGAAUUUCAAAACUUUGAAAGAAGAUUUGAGGAAUGCAUUUCACAAUCGGCCGUAAAGACAAAGUUUGAGCAGCAUACUGUGAGGGCCAAGCAAAUAUCUGAAGCCUUGAGGCAGAUAAUGGAAUCGGUUCAUGUGGCUGCACAAGAUCAGAGUGCUCACUGCCUUGAAAUGAAAGAGGAGCGUCAGGAUCGUUUAGAGUUUCUAGAUAAACAGCUAGAUUUGCUGGCCCAAGAUUAUAAGAGGAAAAUUAAGCAAAUCACUGAGGAGGUGGAGAAACAGGUCUCCAAUGCAAUGGCAGAAGAAAUUAGACGGCUUCAUGUUUUAGUUGAUGAAUUCCAUAUGGAUUUUCAUUCUUCACAAGUGGUUCUCAAAGUGUACAAAAAUGAGUUACAUAAGCACAUUGAAGAAGGCUUAGGUCGUAAUAUGUCUGACCGCUGUUCCAAUGCUAUCACUUCAGCUUUGCAGAACACUCAGAAAGACAUGAUAGAUGGAAUGAAACCUCUUCUUCCAGCAAAUGUGUGGACUCAGGUGGAUAUGCUAGUUCCUCGGAAGUGUUUCAGCCUCAGCUAUGACCUAAACUGUGAUAAACUGUGCAGUGAUUUCCAAGAGGAUAUCAGCUUCCAUUUUUCCUUGGGUUGGACCAUGCUGGUGAAUAGAUUCCUAGGGCCAAAGAGCAGUCGGAGAGCACUCUUGGGGUACAAUGACCAGGUACCCCGUUCUCUUGCUAUCACACCUGUUAGUGCCAGCAUGCCUCCAUUCCCUCAAGGUUCAAUGACACAAGAGGAACUGAUGGUGUCCAUGGUAACUGGUCUGGCAUCACUAACCUCCCGAACAUCUAUGGGAAUAAUUGUGGUUGGAGGAGUAAUCUGGAAGGCAGUGGGCUGGAGACUAAUUGCUCUAUCUGUUGGAUUGUACGGUCUCCUUUAUGUUUAUGAGCGCCUCACAUGGACUACGAAAGCCAAGGAGCGAGCCUUCAAGCGCCAAUUUGUAGAUUAUGCAACAGAGAAGCUGCAGCUUAUUGUUAGCUAUACUGGCUCAAACUGUAGCCACCAGGUCCAGCAAGAGCUUGCAGGAACCUUCUGUCAGCUCUGCCAGCAAGUGGAUGUGACCCGGCAGAACCUGGAUGAUGAAAUCAAGGAUCUAAAUAAGAAGAUUGAAUUGCUGGACUCCUUGCAAAGCAAAGCCAAAUUGCUCAGGAACAAAGCUGGUUGGCUGGAUAGCGAGCUCAAUAUGUUUACCCAGCAGUAUCUGCAUCAGGGCCGCUAGUCACUCAAGAAAUGACACUGGUUGUAUGAUCUAGAAAAACACUACAUGACAUUAAUUUGUGAGAGUUGCAGUAAAACUCUUGACUCUGUUUCCCUUUUUGAGACUGCCUCGCAGACCUCUACUUGUUUGCUUUUUUUUUUUUAAUAUUGCACACAUUAACUAAUAUGAAGCAGCUGUAAGGCAUUUUCUGCACUACAUUUCUAUAAUGUUUUUCUUGCAGUUCUGCUGUGAUUCACUUGGCACACCUUCAUAUAGUGAAUUUUGUUUCAUAUAUUGUGCUGCUUUUUCUGAUGAAUGCCUCUGCAUGCAGAGAAACUCUCAAACUGGGAGAAGUGCAGUGCGUGUAGGAAGGGAGAAAAGAGCUAAAUAACAAACCACUGAAGAUAUUUUUAUAAGGUUAGUAACUCUCAAAGUAUUGCAUUUGUGCUAAAAUAUAAAGUUCCUAAUCAAGUUGCCAUACCCUUAUGAGACUCUAGAGGUAUGUCUUUUCCAUGCUGCUAAAAGUAUGUUUAAUGAACAUUAAAGAAAACCCUCAGAAACAAUGCACUUUAUGUAUCUUUGCUGUUUAAUUUAUUAUUCCUCAAACUUUUUUAUGGUUUUCCCAAUAAAAAAAAACUUUUCCAGUUCUUUCAAAAUGCAAGUCUCUGCAUGAAUUGAUAACAAUACACGCCCAGUGUCUUUUUAAUAGAUUAAUAAAGCCAAAAUUUAAAAA
Molecule: messenger RNA, 3296 nt
Organism: Erpetoichthys calabaricus (reedfish)
Lineage: Eukaryota; Metazoa; Chordata; Cladistia; Polypteriformes; Polypteridae
Gene: mfn2
Product: mitofusin 2
Exons: 18
Coding region: 311-2584 (757 amino acids)
Biological process (GO): mitochondrion localization; mitochondrial fusion
Cellular component (GO): mitochondrial outer membrane
Molecular function (GO): GTPase activity; GTP binding
Source: RefSeq, a predicted model, not a curated record